AUGCGCACGCGCGCACACAUACAUACAUAUAUUUCUGUGAGGGUAUCAGGGCAUUACAUUCAUCUACACCCACAACUCAAUGUGAGACUCACUCUCUCCCUCCUCCCCCCUUUUUUCGACUUCUGCUGCUUGGACGUGCGCGGCUCAUCCCACAAGAACAACAACAGGAGGAAAAGAGAGAAGCAGAAAGCCAAGCAAGUAAAGCAGAACGACUACCCCCUCCCAAACAAUAUACACCUCGAAGUAUCGCACUGCCUACUUGCGCAGACAGGCAGGCCACUGUACAGCCGCCCCACCUACUUACGUGGCGCAUAUUCAAGCUCGGACAUUCAGGUGAACACACACACACACACACUCAAGGAGCAACAUGAGUGCACCGGCUGUUCGUGUAGGUCCCCUCGGGGCAAUCAACACUGUCUGGGUGUGCCCAGAUCCACAUUCACGCGAAUGGGCAUGUUUGUCACCGGCAUCAGGUAUCCUUAUAUCAAUAGAGGGCGCAGCUUUGUGAAGCAGAUGGGCGAUUCGCGCAGGAUGGACGAGGCAGGCGUGCCGAAGCUGAGCAGUGGUGAGGCAUUCCUGGAGAACAAAAUUCGUACCAAUCCAGAGCUGGGGCCGCACGGCGCCGGGCGAUAUUGGUUGGUGUUGCGUCUGCUACCCGCUGUGCACCUCAUGAACUUCCAGGUGUCGAUCGAGGUGACGGGCCGCGUUGUUACGCAGAAUGACACACGCACCAUCGUCCCUGCUAUAGGUAACGUGCUAUUUGAUGUGGAUGGCGAGGUGACUCCCGCAGCGUUGUUCGUUUCCUUCGAAAGGGACGUUAGCAGGAUCUGCACGUCGCCGCGGCAGAAGGGAGCGCUGCGGCUGGAUUACAUGUGUCUGCCCAUGACAGACCGACCCGAGAUGGAGUACUGCGAGGCGCACAACCUGCACUCCAAUGAGAAGCGCCCGGUAAAGGGCGAUACACCUAACUCCCGACGCACGGAGCCGUGGGGUAGUGUAUCUGGGAUCCUCUACACGGACGCCGACGGCGACGCGCAGCGGCUCACGACGGAGGAAAAGCGUACGCGUUGCUGGGCGGUGGUGCUGUUGAAGAUGCAGGCCGUGAUGAAUAAGGUACUUGAGUAUACCCUCAUCAGCCGCAACGAUGCGCUUCUACUGUGUAGAGAGAAAGGGCAGUGUAUGCGCCAUGAUGUCGGCAUGCGUCUGCAUCGAUGCGCGUGA
This is a messenger RNA of Leishmania braziliensis MHOM/BR/75/M2904, 1221 nucleotides long. NCBI's taxonomy places the organism in Eukaryota, Euglenozoa, Kinetoplastea, Trypanosomatida, Trypanosomatidae. The record is from the annotation of a RefSeq genome assembly.